Suillus bovinus is the source of this 390-nucleotide messenger RNA. RefSeq lists its product as uncharacterized. NCBI's taxonomy places the organism in Eukaryota, Fungi, Basidiomycota, Agaricomycetes, Boletales, Suillaceae. The record is from RefSeq and is a predicted model, not a curated record. Bases 1 to 390 code for a protein of 129 amino acids. The transcript has 3 exons.
AUGUCCUCGACUAUCCCCAUUUUAUCCACUUUCAUAUUGAUCACUCUAAAUAUGUCUUCAUCGUCAUGGACCUCUGUUGUCAAUGUCCUUGGUGAUGUGAUAUUCCUAGACAUUCAAAAUGCGGUUACUUUGGAUGGUACCUACUGCUUCAACUUGCACAUUGACACUUUUGGCACUAAGAAAAUCGUUUUUUGCAUUCGAGAACAGAUCGAGGAAGCUGUGCAGUCCGAUGAGUCUGUGAAUGAUCUGAAUCUGCCUCAGUCUGUCAUUGCUUCCCCAUGCAACCUUCUCACCAGGCACAUGAGUAACUCUGAUCCAGACCUGGCAAACCCGACUGCACCUUGGAGUUACUAUGUAACUAGAACAGCCACUGAAGUGCCGGAAGCUUGA